Salvia miltiorrhiza (redroot sage) is the source of this 2099-nucleotide messenger RNA. RefSeq names its product protein NRT1/ PTR FAMILY 5.6. NCBI's taxonomy places the organism in Eukaryota, Viridiplantae, Streptophyta, Magnoliopsida, Lamiales, Lamiaceae. The record is from RefSeq and is a predicted model, not a curated record. Gene Ontology annotation, biological process: transmembrane transport; oligopeptide transport. Gene Ontology annotation, molecular function: transmembrane transporter activity. Gene Ontology annotation, cellular component: membrane.
UUAAGACAGUACGAUUCCCGCCUAUAUAAGUAUUGCCACCCAACUUCCCUACUCACAAACAUUCUUACACAGUUGGUAUCAUAGUAAAAAUUUGUCGACAAAAAAAAUGGAGAUAGAUCAAAGCAAAAAAACCCAAGAAUCAUCAGAAGAAAAAUGGGUGUACGAUUCUUCUGUGGAUCAUAAAGGAAGAAUUCCUGUCCGAGCUUCGACGGGUGCAUGGAAAGCUUCUCUUUUCAUCAUAGUGAUUGAGUUCAGUGAGAGGCUAAGCUACUUCGGCUUAGCGACAAGCUUGAUCAUAUAUCUAACAAAGGUGCUUCACUACGACAUCAAAACUGCAGCAAAGAGCGUCAACUAUUGGUCCGGCGUCACCACGCUGAUGCCCCUUUUUGGAGGAUUUCUCGCCGAUUCUUACCUCGGCAGAUUCUCUACAGUCCUACUUUCCUCCCUUGUCUAUCUCCUCGGGUUGCUUGUCUUGACAAUGUCGCGAGUAGUCCCGGCUCUGCGGCCUUGCGGCGCGGCGGCGACCUGCUUGGAGCCGCGGCGGAUCCACGAAGUCUUCUUCUUCCUGGCCAUCUACUGCAUCUCGGUGGGCACCGGCGGCCACAAGCCGUCUCUCGAGAGCUUCGGAGCCGAUCAGUUCGACGAGGAUCACCCCAAGGAGCGCCUCAACAAGAUGUCGUUUUUCAACUGGUGGAACUCCGGCCUCUGCUGCGGCCUCCUCCUCGGCGUCACCGUCGUCGUCUACGUCCAAGACCACGUCAGCUGGGCCGCCGCCGACGUCAUCCUCACCGGAGUCAUGGCUUUCUCCAUCCUCGUCUUCUGCGCCGGCCGGCCCCGGUAUCGCUUCAGGAAGCCGGCGGGGAGCCCCCUCACGCCGCUGCUGCAGGUCGCAGUCGCCGCGUUUAAGAAGCGGAACCUCGCUGCUCCGGCUCAGCCGGAGCACCUCCACGAGGUUCCUAAAUCGGACAAGACGCCGCAGGGGCAGCGGCUGCUCUUCCACACGGAUAAGCUCAAGUUCCUCGACAAGGCGGCGAUCGUGGAACCGGAACCGGAGAAGCGGAACCCGUGGCGGCUGGCGACGGUGACGGCGGUGGAGGAGGUGAAGCUGAUGAUCAACAUGAUUCCGAUCUGGUUGACAACUCUACCUUUCGGCAUCUGCGUCGCGCAAAGCUCCACCUUCUUCAUCAAGCAGAGCACCACGCUCGAUCGCCGCAUCGGCACCGGCGGGUUCACGAUCCCGCCGGCGUCGACGUAUGCGCUGGCCGCGAUCGGCAUGAUCGCGGCCGUCGUGGUCUACGACAAGCUCCUCGUGCCCUUCAUGCGGAGGGCGACGGGGAACGAGCGCGGGAUCAACAUCCUGCCGCGGAUCGGGAUCGGGAUGUGCUUGACGGCUCUGUCGAUGGUGGUGGCGGCGCUGGUGGAGAGAAAGCGGCUGGACCGCGGCGGCGCGUCGGCCUCGAUGAGCGUUUUCUGGCUGGCGCCGCAGUUUCUGAUCAUCGGAGCCGGCGACGGAUUCGCCCUUGUCGGAUUGCAAGAGUAUUUCUACGAUCAAGUGCCGGAUUCGAUGAGGAGUCUGGGGAUUGCGCUGUAUCUGAGUGUGAUCGGCGCCGCCAAUUUCCUCAGCAGCCUUCUGAUUACUGUGGUUGAUCACGUGACGGAGAGGAGCGGAAAGAGCUGGUUCGGGAAGGAUCUCAACAGCAGCCGUCUCGACUACUUCUACUACCUGCUCGCAGCCAUCACGGCGGCGAACCUCGCCGUCUAUGCGUUGGUCGUCAGAAGCUACUCUUACAAGAAUGUAAGGAAGACCACGGUCGCUGUUGUUGAUUGCUGCGACGAUAAUCGCGUAUGAUUUCUCGUUUAAGCAGUCUUAUCAACUGAGCUGCGCUUUUAAUGACACGUAAAGUUGUUGGUUGAUUAGUAUUAGAUUGGAUUGUAGGAAUAACGAGGCCUAAGAUGUCUUGUAUGGUAUUUGCUGAUUGGAAAGUUUGGUUUAGUUUUAAAUUAUCAAAUAUUUUUAUUUCUGUGUAUUUUGGAAUAUCGAAAUACAGUACAUGGUGUAAUUUGCAUAUAAAUAUAUAAUACAUGUUUCUUUUUUUUCA